AUAAUUUAUCUGUAAAAACUGGUCAGUGUUGACAGAGGAAAUAGCCAAUGAAAACUGUUGUUGCAAAUACUAUCGAAUCACCUGUAAUUUCACAAAAAAAGAAAAUUUGCCGAGAAAUUCAACCAAAAUGCUGUACCUUGAAGAUUAUUUAGAGAUGAUAGAGAAUCUCCCCAUGGAGAUGAGGGAACGACUCACAGAAAUGAGAGAAAUGGACCUGCAAGUUCAGAAUUCAUUGGAUGGUUUGGAUGAAAGGGUGAAUUCGUUUUUCAAAAAAUGUACACAGCCAAAUGUGAAAACUGAUUGGAAAGAAGAACAGUUUGGAAAAAUUAAAAAGGAAUAUUACAAAACUUUGGAAGAUGCAGAUGAAAAGGUACAGCUAGCGAACCAUAUCUAUGACCUGGUUGACAGACAUUUACGGAAACUUGAUCAAGAAUUGUCAAAAUUCAAAAUGGAACUUGAGGCGGACAAUGCGGGAAUUACUGAAGUUCUUGAGAAAAGAUCACUUGAAAUGGACAAACCGCUAGUACAGAAUCAUAGAGCAGAAAAACGAAAACUUCCAACAUCCUCUGUUCCAAGUCAAAGUGAAAAGAAAAUGACAACGGAAAAGGUGCUGUCAACACUGGCCAAUGAAAUUGCCCGAGAUUCAUUUGGUGGUGUUCGCAAGAGUCAGUCCGCCUCCAACUCACCUAAUAUAUCUAUGUUUAAUUCUGCUCCAGCAUCAACAACACUUACAUACAAAUUAGGUCAUGUAGGGGCAGGAAGCAAUGCAGCUAUAGCAGCAGCAGCUUCACAGGCAAUAGCAGCAACACAACAAGUGAUGCAGUGUCAGGGUAGACGCACACCAAGUAUGAAAGCUAGUUAUGUUGCAAUGACUAAAGGUAGUAGUACAGAUUUAACUAAAGACUUUAUCAAGCAAGAGUAUACCUCAUAUUCUCAGCCAUCAACACCUGCCGUUACCACUGAUGGGGGAAGAUCACAGAGACAGAAAAAACAAACCUCAAAGGCAGCAGCUUUACUGCAAGCUCAGCAAGCGCAGGAGCAGGCCCAGCGGCAGAAACAGCAGGCGGUAAUGUCUGCACUGUCACAGCAACUUACUGGCGGUGUCGAUGUAACUACAACUCCAGAACCAAGCAAUGAAUUACAAAUUGUCGACGAACAUGGCGAACCAGUUAAUUGGCAGGAUGAUCCAAACGAGCCGAGAUAUUGUCUGUGUAAUCAGGUCUCGUACGGAGAAAUGGUUGGAUGUGAUAAUGAUGAUUGUCCCAUAGAAUGGUUUCACUAUGGUUGUGUUGGACUAUCCCAGGCACCAAAAGGCAAAUGGUAUUGCCCACAAUGCACUGCAGCAAUGAAGAGACGAGGUCGGAGAUAGCACAGUGCUGGAUAAAUAUAGAACUGGAAGUUGCGUUUGCAAGUGAUUGCAUGGGGGAAUAAUAUGCUUUAAAAUCAAAGUGAAAUCAGUGCGAUUUAUUUCAUAAUAAAUAUUUAAGAAACA
Messenger RNA from Mercenaria mercenaria, 1492 nucleotides. RefSeq names its product inhibitor of growth protein 3-like. Gene Ontology annotation, cellular component: NuA4 histone acetyltransferase complex. Lineage: Eukaryota; Metazoa; Mollusca; Bivalvia; Venerida; Veneridae. Gene Ontology annotation, biological process: regulation of DNA-templated transcription. The transcript is spliced from 11 exons. The record is from RefSeq and is a predicted model, not a curated record. Bases 128 to 1369 code for a protein of 413 amino acids.